This is a messenger RNA of Microthlaspi erraticum, 612 nucleotides long. NCBI's taxonomy places the organism in Eukaryota, Viridiplantae, Streptophyta, Magnoliopsida, Brassicales, Brassicaceae. The record is from the annotation of a GenBank genome assembly.
AUGUCAUCUCCAUCAUCAUCAUCAUCUUCUUCUUCCUCAUCAUCAACAUCAUCCAAAAGCAAGAGUAACAUGAUCAAGAAGUACAAAGGAGUGAGAAUGAGAAGUUGGGGUUCAUGGGUUUCAGAGAUCAGAGCUCCUAAUCAAAAGACAAGGAUCUGGCUCGGUUCUUACUCAACUGCUGAAGCUGCAGCUCGAGCCUACGAUGCAGCGCUUCUCUGUCUCAAAGGAUCAUCAGCUAGUAAUCUCAACUUCCCAGAGAUCUCAUAUUCUCUCUACAAUACCAUCAAUGGUGAUAGCAGCAAUGUUAACAUGUCUCCUAAGUCCAUUCAAAGAGUAGCUGCUGCAGCAGCAAACACAGAUCCUUCUUCUUCCUCAGUCUCUACUUCAUCACCAUUACUUUCUUCAUCUCCAUCUGAAGAUCUCUACGAUGUUGUCUCUAUGUCUCAGUACGACCAACAAGUAGUCUCUUUCUCUGAAUCAUCAUGGUACGAUUGUUUUGAUGGUGAUGAUCAGUUCAUGUUCAUGAAUGGAGUUUCCACGCCGUUCUUGACCACGUCACUUGCUGAUGAUUUCCUUGAGGAAGGAGAUAUCAGAUUAUGGAAUUUCUGUUAA